This is a messenger RNA of Plenodomus lingam JN3, 1785 nucleotides long. RefSeq lists its product as uncharacterized. NCBI's taxonomy places the organism in Eukaryota, Fungi, Ascomycota, Dothideomycetes, Pleosporales, Leptosphaeriaceae. The record is from RefSeq and is a predicted model, not a curated record.
AUGGUCCCCUAUCGACGGCCAUCUCAACGCGACCGUCGCCGUCUAGAGCAGCACAGCGACCCUUACGAAUGGAACGACCAGCGCGAUAAGCCCAUCAUGACGGCCACGUUCCCCAUCCAUCCCGUCUCAGCCAUGCAGGCCCCCUUUGAGGAAUCGAUGCUCGAUGCGACCGGCGAAACGGGCCAUGUACCCUUCACACACCCGAAAAAGGGCGUCAAGACGCGCCAACAGAUGCUGUGUCGGGAAGAGGGGGCAGCAGAAUCCUCGUACAACUUCACAUACAACUGUCACUGGCGCAACAACCCCAAGGGCAAAUUCCACCCCUUGAACAAAACGGCCGCGCAGAUCAUCUUUGGUGUGCAUCUCUUGCACCAGCAUCUCGAGAAGUCGGUCGCCGACGUCGCAGAUAUCCUCUUGAAGCAUGUCAACGAACUCGACAACUUCUUGCAACGUGCCAACGAAGAUCUCGAGGCCAGUUUGAAGGAUAUGCUCUUCCGUCACAAGUGCUUGAAAGUCCCCAUGGAACACGUAAACGAGUUCGACCGCCUCCUCGAAGACCGCGCAUACCGAGCCCAAUUGCUAGACGGCAACGUUGUCAUCGAACGAACCAUCGGACGCAUGUCAAGCAUGUUGAAUGACUACCUCAUCGACAUGAAUACCUUCCGAGAGGCGAACCACGCGAUCGACUCCUAUCUGCUCGACAUUGGCCACGACUGGACAUGUCGCAAUGAAGACAUUGGCCGAAUCUACUCGGCCAUGUGUGGAAACACGGGGGGCUGGUCACAAUUCUUGCAGAGUCUCGUCGCGAAGGCUGAAAGGCUAGGCGUUGUGCUCGUGCAAGUGAGCAGUUACUGCAACGAGAUAGAAAAGCGAUGUGGCGCUGCCAGCCGACGAAGCUUGAUUGCCACUCGGACCUCCUCACGGAACUCAUCCAAUUCGAGAGAAAACGGACGGAAUUUCCGGAACUUUGCAAACAACAAGCCUCUACCCACGCCACCAAGCGAGCGACCCCCAAUUAUACUACCAUCCAACUCUGGUACCGAGAACCACUCGGGAGCUGGCAGUUCACAACGACCCUUGGGGAAGUCACAACUUCGUCCUCAGGCAGAUGCGAUGCAUUCCGAUUCGACCACGGAAACCCCCAAAAGAAGCCAAGAUUCAGCCUCCACAUCAGGUACAUCGAUUCUCGAAAUAGAUGAACAACAUCAAAGUACCCAGGAGCAGCCUGAGUACUACCACGAAGCCUGGCACGACGAUGACCAACGUGGGCGAGCGUCACCGCCGAUAGAUUCAGGUCGCACAACCCGAAUGUCUGGAUUGCCACAAGAUCUUGCCCCAGUAUCAAGUACGGCGGAGGAGAAGUGGUCAACGUCUCGACGUGCAUCUGGCAGACCAGACAAAGGGGAGCUCAGUCCACCCUGGACAGGAAAAGACUCUGCAUACUCAUCCGUAUCUGGAGCCUCGGGCAUGUCACCGACCCUUACGACCCCACGAUCAGUUUCAUCCAUGUCUUCGCGUACUGCACAAUUUGGACUGUUUCCGAGUAGAAACCGAAGCACACCAAAGGGCUCCUUGUCUGGACGCCACGGUGCCCAAUCACCUGUAUUGAACCAAGCAUCAGAGUUGAGCAAACCAGCAGACAUGCCGAGCCGUCCACCGACAUCGAUGAGCACCUUUUCAGAGGCUGGUUCAAGUAAAAGGCUGUCUAAGCGCAGCAGCUUUUCUUCCUUGAAACGUUUCUUUACAAAGAAGAAGUCCGGUGAGAUAGGCACCAUUGCUGAAUAG